GCAUCAUGCUUUUACGCGCUCCUGCUUUGCUAUCCCGAACACAUAAUUAUAUGCACACUCACAUAUACAAUCACAAUAUAUUCUUCCAGAUGAUUCAAAUUUUGCUCUCAUUUCGCUGGCGCAGUCUUAAUUGUCUCUACCAUGAGAUACUGCGCGGCGGACGCUUAAUUGAAAUUAAAACCGUCUGUUUGCUUUUAAAACGCAAAUACUGUCGGCUGGGAAAACACGAACUUUAUUGCCUAAAAGUACAUGGGAAUUUUCGUGUUUCUGUUUUGAAAAAUAUAGUGCGAUUUGGCUAAAAGAUUCUUGGAAAAUAUACUAUAUAUAUAUAUAUAUAUAUAUAUGAUAUACUGUGUUAGCUAAAUUUAAUUAAUAAAGGACUAGUAGAGCAAUUUGUUGCGUACAAGUGCCCUUAAAGAUACUUAUGUAAGUGCCUUUGUAAAUAUUUAGAAAAAAUAGUGAAUUAAUUUCGUUUCCUAUCGAAAAAUUUGUGAAAAAAUAUGUAUGUGUGAAAUAUUUAAUAUGAAGCAGUGUUUGUAAGUGAAAAAACGCAAAACUUAGAAAAGAAAGUAUUUAUGAUUGGAGUGAAAAUGAUGUCGAAGCUGUGGAUUCUUAUUUGCGCGACUCACAUCGUUAUCACUAAGGGUACCUACGACCCAGCUCUUACGGGUAUAAAGACAAGAAACUAUCAUCGAGUUUAUCCAGAGCAGGAGCCAUAUACCAAUGCGCAGUCGUAUGAACCCAAACCCACUUCCAAUAGAAAUUACGGUGCCGGUUCAGUGAGGUUAUCGCCAACUAAUUCAUACCAACACUAUGAUGAACCUCGCAUUCAACAUCAUCCCUCACACAGCCACCAACAUCAGCAGCAACAGCAGCAACAACAGCAACAUCAACAACAAACCGACUCUUAUCAACAACGCGAAUUACCGCUAUUUAAUCGCAAUGCACAUGUGCGUCAAGCAUUGCCGUCACAGCGCUCGGAGCGCAGAGACAGCGUUUUGGGCGGCGUAGAGAGCACAAUACCAGAUUAUGGCACUGGUUGUCCGCCGAAGCAUACAGGGCCGGUGCCGUAUGCUUAUGAUUGCCGGCGAUUUGUCAACUGUUUGCAUGGACGCGGUCACAUACAGAGCUGUGGUCCCGGUACGGUCUUUAAUCCUGAAACUCUUGAAUGCGAUCGGCCUGACAAAGUUGUUUGUGGUAGUGCGCUUACAAAUGGAGAGCACAGAGAGCAGCAGAGCACCCCUCAGCACAACAAAUAUCGCGCUGGACGUUUAAUAGACGCAAACACAGAUAGUGUAAAAUCUCUUUGCCCCAACGGCUUUAGUGGAUUGGCGCCACAUCCAACCGAUUGUACGAAGUUCUUGAAUUGCGCUAAUGGCAAUACCCACGUACAAAACUGUGGACCCGGUACUGCGUUUAGCGCAUCGAAGAAGGUGUGCGAUUUUAAGGAAAAUGUUGAUUGCAGUGAUCGUGAGAAUUCGGCUUACGGAGCAGUGAAUAGCCGUGAUAGCCGUCAGUAUGUGUUUUGUCCUGCGGGUGCGAGUGGCUUACAUCCACAUCCUUACGAUUGCACUCGAUUUCUCAAUUGUGCGCACGGACAGAUGGUGGUACAAUCCUGUGGACCUGGUACAGCGUUCGAUCGAGUAAAAUCGAUAUGCGACUACGUGCAAAAUGUUGACUGCAAAACGACAAUUAAAGCCAAAUCCAAUUUAAACUAUGUGGACACAAAUGUUAAGCAGAACGAGUUGGGAAGAGGAAUGGAAAAAGAAGAAGGUGAUAUAUUCUGUCCACCCGGCGUGUCUGGACACUUUCCAUAUCCCUUUGAUUACACCAAAUUUAUAAAUUGUAAAAAUGGAAACACGGCGAUACAAAACUGUCUUCCGGGAACUGCGUUCAGCAUAUCGAGGAGUUACUGUGAAUCCAAGGAGAACGUGCCGCAUACCGACCACGUCGCUUACAUAGUGUCCGAAGUUCGCUACGAAUAUUCUUUCACAAUGAUCAGUUGUCCACCAUCCACUGAUGGUCUACAUUUAUAUCCAUAUGAUUUCACUAAAUAUAUAAACUGCCAACAAGGACACAUGAGUAUCAUCGAGUGUGCACCGCAAAAUGUAUUUAGUAUAUCUCGCAGGGGAUGUCUGCCUGAAAUUCAAGUGAAUAUCGCCGAUCGCGUACGAAAUGCUUGGGAGCUUCGACACAACGUCGAUACAACUGAUUCCAGGAAUGCAGCACUCAACUACAUGAAUGAGUUGCCUGAAUGCCCUCAAGGUCAAUCUAGCCUCUAUCCAUACCCUUUUGAUUGCAAAAAAUAUCUGCAAUGCAUUGACGGUAGGCUGUCUAUAGAGACCUGCGUUUCGGGUUAUGUUUUCAGUUUGUCAUCAAAACACUGUGAUCCAAAAGAUUUGGUUGGCAAUACUGAACAGGUUCAACUAUCGUUUGAUAUUGGCCAGAUUAGGACAUCUGAAUCAGAUUAUGACUACUUUAAUAAUAAUCUAGGAGGCAUACAAUCGCUUUGUCCGCAAGAUGUAAGAGGCUUCUUUUUAUAUCCCUUCGAUUGCACCAAAUACUUGUAUUGUCGUGAUGGUCAAGGGCAAAUAGAAAACUGCAUUUCUGAUAAAGUCUUCAGUAUAUCGGCUAGAGAAUGUAUAAAUCGUAAUCUGGUUGAGGCAUAUGAUCGUGUGGAAUAUUUAAGUGAGGUUCCAAACGAAUUCUCAGAACUGGAGACAAGUAAAAAUCAGUUGUAUGUGCCAAACUGUUCUUUGGGUGCUGACGGACUUUAUCCACAUCCUUAUGAUAAUACGAAGUAUAUAAAAUGUGUAGAUGGGUAUGCAACCGUUGAGAAUUGCAUAAGUGGAAUGAUUUUCAGUAAAGCUAGAAAAUACUGCGACUAUGAACGGAAAGUUUACGAAUACGAUAGUGGAAAAAGUUAUAAUACAUUAAAUGAAAACCACUGGGUCCCAGGCAGCACAAAUAUAAUAAGGGAAGGUAAAACUGUGGACGAGAUUGAGGGCGCGCAAAUUGCAUGUCCACCUAAUUCGAUGGGAAUGUAUCCGCAUCCACAAGAUUGCAGAAAAUUCGUUUCGUGUGCCAAUGGUAUAGUUGAUAUCAAGGACUGUGGUCCAGGUACUGCAUGGAGUGUUGAGAUGGAAGUGUGUGACUUUGAGAAAGCUGUAAAUUGCACGGGACGCACGAAGUUACAUACAACCGCUAAGAGUACAUUUACAGAGGACAAGGUGUCAUGUCCAUCUAAUGCAAAAGGUUUAUUCUUGCAGCCAUUUAAUCCAUAUCAAUACAUUGAAUGUAGAAAUGGCGACACUAACUUACAAAGCUGCCCACCGGGAAGUGUGUUCAGUAUUUCAAGGAGAUUAUGUCUCUCCGAAGAGCAAGUCAAUAUCUUAGAUCAUGUAAUGUGCGUUCAAGAGUAUAUCACGGAUAUAACCCUACAUUAUAAUUACGUCGUCUGUCCGGCAUCCGCACUUGGUUACUUUAUUUAUCCUUUUGACGGCUUACUAUUUAUUGAAUGCAAGGCCGGUAAUACCAUCAUACAGAACUGUGCACCGAAUAUGUUGUUCAGCUUAUCAAAUAAGAUUUGUAUAGCCUCUACCGAAGCAAAAGACACUGAUCAUUUGUGGUUAAGUUCAGUUGGGCAGAUCGCUGAUAAUAGUUUUGGCGCCUAUGACCACAACCUUGAGUGGGGAGCCGUAGAUAUGACAGGUUCUGGUACUCACACCCUCAGCUUAGAACAUACCGCUCAAACAGAAGCAUGUCCAUCUGGCGCUUCAGGUCUUUAUUCUCAUCCAACGGACUGCACGAAAUAUUUGCGAUGUGACAACGGCAUUACUUAUGUAAUGGAUUGUGGUCCCGGUACAGCUUUUAAUGCUGCGCUUGAGGUGUGUGAUUUUAAAGACAAAGUUGACUGCUCGCAAAAUGCGCAAAUUAAUAUAGCUUCGGGCCACGACAAAGAUCCCAGUAUGCACCCCAUUACAUGUCCUGAGGGAGCCACUGGUAUAUAUCCUCAUCCUCUGGAUUGCAGAAAGUUUCUUAAUUGUGAUAAUGGCAUAACAAAUAUACAAGAUUGUGGCCCCGGUACUGCCUGGAAUGCAAAACUGGAAACUUGCGACUUUAUUAAGAAUGUCGAUUGUUCAGAUACUCACAACGUUCAUGGUAAUAAUCCUAACGUAAACUACCCACCACCGCCAACUCAACCGAACCACCGGGACUCAACAAAAAUCGGCUUUAGGCAGGAACAUCAUGAGCAUAGUAUUUCUCCUCAGCAAAGAACUGCUAACAAUAGACAAGCUUAUGGCAACGGUUUACCAACGACAUCAACUCAAACGGGCAGCUAUGGAGAUCGUUGGUCCAACAUGGAUGUGCAGCGCCCUAUACCUAGUGACAUAACUUACGGUGGUCCAUAUAUAGCCGAUCGACAACAACGUCCACCUACGCACGGCAGAGAAUUACAACAGCACAGUAGUUCAAAUAAUUGGAUCGCUUCUGGCUCUGCAAUUGAUCGACAAAGGCCCGCACAAAGCGUCAUCUAUGAAGAAGGCUCCCUGCAACCAAAUCGUAAUUAUAAUACUUUCAGCACAUAUACAACUCCUCUAGCAUCUUUCAAACCUGAGUCCGUACCUGCUACAUCAGUUAAUAGUAAAAUAUUUGCAAAUGAGACAACAAACAUUUACUAUGCACAACCUGUUGGGUCUGAAGAAAACACUGAGGAAGUAUUUGAUGAUUCCAAAAUACCUACACAAUCCUCAAACCAUUCCCCAUUUAAUAAAAAAGAAAUUAAUUUUGAACAAACUUCGAACAAAUGGAUUCCAAUACCUAAUCAAGUGCUUUUGCCACCGAAGCGCACUGAGGAGCCGCAAACUGAAGCGCAAGAUUUUCCACCAAAAAAUAUUUUUACUCCAGCAUCUUAUAUUACGCCUACACCCGGACAUCCUCAUAGUUCUACGGCGGACGGUCCAACAUUUAUACCGCAUAACAGUUUUGACUCUUCUAACCUAUAUGGCGGUUUGCUACCACCACCGCCACCGCCACCAGCUCCCACGAUCCCUCAAAGUCCUUUGUCGUAUGCUUCAAAUCCUAUUCACAAAUUUGAGCCAUCAUAUCCAACUAAAGGUCGACCCUUGGGUAGAUCCAUAGACGAAAUUGAACCUAUCAGAGCUUUCAGCACGAAUGCUCAGGGAAAACCGCAUUUGCUUUCUCCUCCUUCAAGCAUUAAUGUUUAUAAAACUGACAUUAGUACGAGUACACCUGCAACUUACCUUCAGUCGCCUGCAUUACCCACACCUGCAGCUGCAACUGCAACUAGAUCAUAUUCGACGGUUUCUACUCGUUUAAAGCCUGUACACAAUUUUCUAGAGAAUACAACUUUAGAAAUGUUCCCUAAAGAUCCCCACUAUAGUGGUUCAUAUUCAAAUGUUGCACAUGCAAGUCCACCAAAGUCCGUCGAUCGGGAAGACGUACAGACUUCUGAAGAUGUACUUAUGGCUGAUGCUUUACGCCUACUUUUGCGUCCCUAUUUUAAUCGUAGCGGCACAAUUUCGGAAGAAAAUGCCGAUCAUGUCGAGGGUCAUAUAAUGAAACUCUCACCCAAACUUACUUCACACACAUCCGUCAUAACUUCAUCAACAGAUAAAACUAGCAAAAACUCGCCAGUUGGUGCUGAAAAUGAAAAGGAGGUUGAACUUAUACUUGCAGGUGAACAACACAGUUUGACCACAGUCCCAACCCAGAAUAGCACACACGAUACACGUACUGAAUUUUAUUCGAAAAAUACAAGACAAGAGUCGAAGACUAAUUUGAAUUGGCACAAUCACGGACAUAGUCGCGAAUUUCAUCGUAAACAUCCAAAUUUAAUUAACUCCUUUAAUGAGGACGAACACACAAGUACUCAUACACAUCAUCGACACAAUCAUAAUAGGGCAUAUCACCAGAGACACCCCGAAAUACUAAACCCGUUUAUAACACCCGAAUCACCACAGACCACAACCAAUUUUGAGUUAAGUAAUACUAAUCUACCAAAUCCACAUGCAGAGUACACGACUCCAUUUAGUGUGAGACCCGGGAUAAAUGAGAGUGCAGGAGAUAUUGAUUGUCAGUUUGAUUGCGGAAAUGGAAAUUGUGUAAAGUCUCAUGAGGUUUGUAACGGUAUUAAUAACUGUGGCAAUCGAAAGGAUGAAGAGGAUUGCAAACAUUUGGGUUACGAAGUGCGUCUGACUGAUGGCGAAAGUUCAAACAUGGGGCGUAUUGAGGUUAAAAUACUUGGAAAAUGGAGGUAUGUGUGCGAUGACAAGUUUGGUCUAAGUGAUGCUGAAGUGGUGUGCCGAGAACUGGGCUUCAAAUUGGGAGCUAGCGAAGUGCGUGGCUUUUCAUAUUACCCACCAACAACAGGGGAUGUAUCAUUCGCGAUGGACGAAGUCGAAUGUCGCGGCGAUGAAACGUCUUUAAAAGAAUGCAACUUUAAAGGUUGGGGAGUUAGCAAUUGUGGACCGGACGAAGUGGUCGGUGUAGUUUGCAAGGUGCCGCAACUUAAAUGUCCCAACAAAUAUUGGCUAUGUAGUACCUCACAAGAGUGUAUACCACCGGCGUUCGUGUGCGACAAUACGCCAGAUUGUGCUGAUAAAUCGGAUGAGAGUGAGAAUGUUUGCAAUUCUCCCAUAAAAUAUCGGCUGGAGGGUGGACGUAGCCCGAAUGAGGGACGGCUCGAAGUAAGAUAUCGUGGUGAGUGGGGCACUAUAUGUGAUGAUGAUUUCGGCUUCAAGGAGGCUCAAGUUAUGUGCAACUCAAUGGGUUUAUACGGGACACCGACUAUUGUUAAGAACAAAUAUGGACCUGGCAGCGGGCCUAUUUGGUUGGAUCAGGUAUCUUGCUAUGGCAAUGAGACCACACUCGAUCAGUGCAGUCAUUUUACAUGGGGCGAACAUAAUUGCAAUCACACUGAGGAUGUUGGCUUAAAGUGUACACUGGGUGUGCCGCCUCAAAAGGAGAUCUCGUUGCCACAGUUGAAUGAUUAUGAAAACUCACAGAGAGAGUUGGAUGAGACACAACAACAAUUAGAAGAUAUUGGCUUAUAUUCCGAACAAUGGGAGCGCAAGAGCAAGGUGGUGGGCGAGCAAAGGCGUUGUGGCCAUUUCAAAAACAACCUGCUAGAUGAAUUUGCCCAUCCAGAGGAGCGUGUUGUGAACGGCAGUAUUGCCAAGCGUGGUCAUCAUCCUUGGCAGGCUACGAUACGCACACGAGGCAGGGGCGGCAUAUCGAGCCAUUGGUGUGGCGCGGUAUUAAUUUCCUCCAGGCAUUUGUUAACUGCUGCUCAUUGUCUCGCUGGCUAUCCAAAAGGCGCCUACUUUGUACGCAUGGGUGAUCACUAUGCAAACAUAGCAGAAUCUUCGGAGGUCGAUUCGUUCAUUGAGAAUUGGUAUGUACACGAGAAGUUCCGUGAUGCCACCCAUAUGAACAAUGAUAUUGCCGUGGUUGUGCUGAAGACGCCGGUAAAAUUCAACGAUUACAUUCAACCGGUCUGUCUGCCGAACAAGGGGGCAGCGCUGGCAGAAAAUCGCUUGUGCACAAUAUCCGGUUGGGGCUCAAUAAAGUCCGGUGUUUCAACACCCUCAAAUAUCCUUCGUGCAGCUGAAUUGCCAAUUUUGUCCGAUGAUGUUUGUAAGCAAAAACAUGUCUACGGCGCAUCUCUCACUGAGGGUAUGUUUUGCGCCGGUUAUAUGGAUGAGAGCGUCGAUGCUUGCGACGGUGAUUCUGGUGGUCCGCUGAUUUGUCAUGAUGAAGAUGGUGAAACCUUGUAUGGUAUAAUUUCAUGGGGCCAGCACUGCGGUUAUGCAAAUAAGCCGGGCGUUUAUGUGCGUGUGGAGAAAUACGUUGAUUGGAUAUUGGAAAAAAUCAACUUUUCUAUGAACAAUAACAAUAAAUUGUAAAAUAGAAAAAUUUUAAAUUUGUAUACCGUUAUAUACUUAUUAGUUUAGAAAUAUUUGAAUUUAUGUGCAAAAUAAAGGGGAAUGUAUAGUUAUUCUAACAUUUAA
Messenger RNA from Bactrocera oleae (olive fruit fly), 8033 nucleotides. RefSeq names its product Tequila (gene teq). Gene Ontology annotation, cellular component: membrane; extracellular region. Gene Ontology annotation, biological process: proteolysis. Gene Ontology annotation, molecular function: chitin binding; protein binding; serine-type endopeptidase activity. The record is from RefSeq and is a predicted model, not a curated record. Lineage: Eukaryota; Metazoa; Arthropoda; Insecta; Diptera; Tephritidae.